GUUACUUCCGGGAGUCUUCAUUCUGAAUUCUGGGAAUUCACCGAAAGUGAAAGUUGAUAGAAUUGUAUUGUGUCCGAGACUUACAGCAGAAUUCCAUGAUGGCGGAAACUAUAAAACACGUUCACCUUUUCAACUUCGAUAAAACGUAUAAUCUGGCUUCAGUAGAAGCACUGCUGUUAGACACAAAAGCCAAGCUCGAUUUCGAAUUAUCGAUUGAGAAGCAUGAUGACUUGGUUCUUCCAAAGAUGUCUGAAGCGUGCGAAAGCAUGAUUCCUGCAUUGCGGAUGGACUUGGCGGUUUUUGUAGUGCAAGCACACGAAUCUCGGCUCUCAAUCAAUGAAGAAAGCGCUGGGAUAGGAUACGCAAAGUUCUACAAAGCUUUGCAGCACAAAACGGGUGAGCCUUAAUUACAACACCAUUCAUAACCCUUAUAACAGGUCAAACACUGUCCUUUAUCGUAAGAAAAUAUAUUACAACUAACUACCGUCACGAUAGGAGCAAUAGCUGAGCCAAUUUGCUUACAUGCCUUUUACUGCCCAAAUAUGACGAUACUCGAGGGAGCAACAAUGAGGCUUUGGUCCACUGAGUUUUCUAGGGAAUGAUAGUUCUCUCCGAUAUGUAUCAAUUAAAUGCAGAUCAUCUCAGUAUACAUCCGUCGAUUUCAGUCGAUUUCGUGUAAAAUGAAUUUCAGUACUCUGUAUGAAUAAUGCACAUAUUCAGCAUGCUCGUAAGUAGUAAAAACCUGUGCAUCUGACUGUGUACCAGUACAGUAGAAGCUAUAUACAGUACUAGUACACGUCGACAUAUAUAAGUCAGUUUUAAAAUGAAUUCAAACUUCAUUUGUGUUUGACUUCGUUAUAUUUUUCACUACAUACGGGGCAAACUGGUAUAGGGCUGAAUUAUCUUAGUUCGCUGAAUAGAGUAAAAGCUAACGACUGAAACUAACAGCUUUGUAAUAGAUAUAUUAACUUAAAUUUAUUUUCAUUUUGGUUUAACUUUUUUUUUUCUUUGUUGGUUCACACUCAUAAAUUACCAAAAAUUUCAAGCAAGAAUAAAAGUGAAUCACAACAAAUACAUUGCUGGGGGAUCAUGAUUAAUUUGCUUUUUCACUUAACGUAUCUGAGUGUGUCAGGCACUUGACAUGCUAUUUUGUGUGCAGGUAAUAAGCAAUUUCGGUUUUAUCUGCUCUCACUUUCAAUACAUGUCUUCUUCAAUUUCCACUCAUCACAUUUACCUUUGUGGGAAAGAUUUUCUAAAGGGGUGGGGUGAGGUUGGCUGGUGCAAAUCAAUAAGUCAUGCUGUGUUUACAUCCACAAGUUUACAAGAAUAACUCUUUCAUGAAUGUUUACAAAUAAAUAAAUGUAUAAUCAAGGCUAACUGUUCGGCAAGGCGAUUAUAUUUUAUCCUUUAAUUGCCAUACACUUGUCUCCAUGAUCUUCUCUCUUAAAGUGUCUGCUCCCUGCAGGCUUUGCUUUGGGGAAGUGAGACACCUAUAGAGUACUUAAGUAUGACGUAAUAAAAAUGAAAUUUCUGAAAUUAUGGGAUUUGUCAGGAUAUUCGGAAAGAACAAUGUCCAAGAGGCCUACUUACCAAAAAUGAGCACUUCGGGGCAAAUUGUCUCUGAGAUAGUAGCCUAGUUAUGCUUAGAAAACUCCACACAAACCCUUCUAAAUUUUUUUGGGCCGACCCCCCAAAAAAUUUGAAGGGUUUGUAUGGAGUUUUCCUAGUAUAACCGGCUAACAUCUCAGAGACAAUUUGCUCCGACAUGCUCAUUUUUGGUAAGUAGGCCUCUUGGACAUUGUUCUUUCAGAAUGUCCUGACAAAUCCCAUAAUUUCAGAAAUCUAAUUUUUAUGACGUCAUCACUUUAGUACUCUAUUAAGCCCUUCCCGGGAGUAAAUAAGUAGGAUUGAGGGCCUGGAACCCACUGAGAUUGGAGCAAAUAUUCAGGAGUAAAUCUGGAAUUCAGUUCAUCAAACCCUCACGGCCAAUCACACGGGAAGGAUGUUCGAUGUAUGUGAACGACUUGUGCCGCUCCGGGCCUUUGCUGUUCUUAUUAUACGGCUGUCUGGUAUAGUGUGAAAGUAGCCUUUAAUUAGUGUUUGACUUUUGUAGUCCUAGCGUGUAUCUAUUUAUGUAUUUUGUAUUGUCUUGUUGUAAGGUGACAAUGUUAUCAUAGUUAUCGGUGGAGAUGAUGAAUACAAAGACGAACGUGAAGAAGAUGAAGCUGUUCUGUCCCGUUGGGCUCGGAGGAAAGUAUCCUCUCAAUUCCAGGAGGAAUAUCUUGAUGGACGAAAGAGUUUCAUCUUUUCAUGGGACAAGAAGCACAGAGGAAUUCACGUGGAAGCAUUGCUACACUUCUUUGACUCAAAUAAAAAGGGCGAAAAGUUUGAAUCGCCGCCAAGGCUGAAAAAACCGACACAGUCUGAUAAUCCUUCUUUUGAGAAAGCGGAUAUAAUGCCUCAAAAGGACGAGGUAAUUAAUGUUACGAAUCUCAAUUUAAUUCUAAGUGCAUAGCGUAUUAAAAAACGGCCUUACAUUUCCUAGCAACAUAAAUGCCUCAAUUUGGUAACUUGUAAGUCACUUCUAAUUUCUGAGUUUCGAAGAUAAAACUUGACAUUUUUCUUGUAUUUGUGUGUGAGUUGAUAUGCAUUAGCAAAUCCGAGUGAUGAUGGACCAAUGAUGAUUGUUUUCACCGUCACAAAAUUAGCGUUUUUGCUGGGCUCAUAGUAUCCCCUAUUAAAUCUCUUAUUGGACGGUUUGGUGUGUAAUCGUAAAAACAGUUUUACUCGUCUAUUGUAUUUUGACUCGCCCUACGGGCUCGUCAAACUACAGCGUUACUCUUAAAAAUAUCCCACGAUAUUACACACUAAACCGCGUCCAAUAAAACAUACUUAUUAACUUUCUUGUCGGCAUUACCUUGAAGAUCCGGGAGGCAUUAAAGUAAUUUUUUCAUGCCCAGAAAAUUGAGCGAGUAGCAAAACACAGCCGAAUUAAGGGACUGAUUUAAGAGUAAAACAAGUGCAUGGAGGAUUAUUUUGUAUUUAGUCUCACCUCCGUCUCCUUGGUAGCAAGUAUUUUAUAUUAGCGCUGUUCAUCUCUUAUUUACAGAUCCCGAAUUAUGCAGUUAAAAUUGUGUGUUGCAUUUGUGCGCAUGCUAAUUCUAAUGAUAAUGAGGGGCAACCUUAAAAUCAGGUUUUUUCCUGGAGAUUUUGUUCUCCUUGUAUUUGUUUUUACUGUGUUAUCACAUCAACAGGUUGAGAUCAUCAACGAAUUAGAAGAAAAAUCUACUGAAAUCCGGGCUGCAGAAGCGGUUGAUUAUAAGAAACAGGACAGAGUUAACGAAAGUAAGACAGCUGUGCAUGCGUCAGGGGGUAAGUACAUGUACAUUUGUAUAGAGGGUUACAUGGCGUCCCGUCGUAGGUCCGAAACUAGCGAGAGACGCUCAUGAGAUUUGGGUACGAGAUUAGGUAAAUUGCUCUGGGCUUGAACUGUCUCGGCGAGCUGUCCAAUUAGGGACCUACACAUUGAGUAUAGGGAUGUCUUAGGGAUCUAUCUUCCACAAACCCUUCAAAGAAAAAUUUGAAAACCUCCUUUUCUUAUUUUGUCUUCUGAAGGGUCGCAAUUGAAUUACCCAGAAGGCACGGUGCUCCUUGACACUCGGCUUCGCUAUGGGGAACUGUCGUAUGACGUUGAUGAUCUGCAAAAAAUGGAGGAAAACUGGUACCCACCUCAAGAAAUACGCCAAUCCCUUCAAAAUCGGUACAAGUCAACACCCGAAGCACAAGUGGAAUUGGUAGUUCGUCAAAACAGGCUUAUUCAGAACGUUAAUAUCUUGAAGUAUCCUUUGUGGCAGUUUUGGAGAUGGCAGUGCACAUUAUUUUGA
Molecule: messenger RNA, 3884 nt
Organism: Porites lobata
Lineage: Eukaryota; Metazoa; Cnidaria; Anthozoa; Scleractinia; Poritidae
Source: the annotation of a GenBank genome assembly